CAGAGCUGCGGCCGAGUUAUUUGUUUACCGCAUCGCACAUCGCAAGGAAGGAGAGUAAAUUUGGCUUUUUCUUCACCCCAGCAGGCAUACCAGCAAGCGAGCAAUGGGUACGGACGACCUCGGUAAAGGGGAGAAAAUUCUAAACGGAUUUCAAAUCAACUGGAUGAUACUGCGGGAUGCGGACACGGGUAAGAUCAUCUGGCAGGAGAACAAGGACUUCUCCUGCCCGGACGUCGAGCACGAGGCGAAGGUGCCGGUCAAGAUACUCAGCUUGCGUGCCGUGUCGCGGGAAAUCAACUUCAGCACCGUCGAGGCGAUGGAAAACUUUCGACUCGAUCAGAAGGUCCUCUUCAAGGGGCGCAUUAUGGAGGAAUGGUUUUUCGAGAUGGGAUGGGUCAGCCCGAACACGACCAACACCUGGCAGUCGACCAUCGAGGCCGCGCCCGAGUCGCAGAUGAUGCCGGCCAAAGUGCUGAACGGCAACGUGACCAUCGAGACGAGCUUUUACGACGGCGACACGCUCAUCAGCAAGUCGGUGGUGCGGUUAUACUACAUCUAAGGCAAGGGGCGGGCCGGGGUGGGAUGAUGCCCGCGCGUGUUCAAACGACCGAACGGGGGGCACACGGUCGGGACUGCUAGUUCAAAUCAUUUUUCAACGAACUCCUUCGAAUUCGCCAUUGAGCCAUUCGCUUGCUGACGUGGUACGGCACUAAAGGCACACACGCCGAUUUGUUUUUCCACUAUCUUGCCCAGUUUCAUGGGACCAUCAUAUUAUUAUUAGGUAGUUUAGAUACGGACACACCAGCCAUGCCAGGGAAGCGCUUGGGCAUUUCUGGUGGGGUGAAUCUGAAACCAAAAAAAAAACACCUCAAUGCUCUCAUUGCUGCACUAGCAACGGCAAAAUAGGAUGCAAAGGACACACAGACACAUUGUACUUAAGCGACAGUACAACAGCUACCAUUCGACGAUCACAUCUGCCUCACGCGAGCGGCUUAGCAAAAUGGUUUUUUUUUUCGAUUCACACUCUAAUCAAACACUAAAAAGUGCACGCAUCAAGGGGCGCCCGACUAUGCUAGCAUGUAAUGAUGAAUGUUAUAAUGUAAGUAAUCACAGAAUUAAGCACCAUUUUUUAAUGUAUAAGUCAAUCUUUUUUAUACGAACGUGAAAGGCGCUGAACUGUGUAUCUGCCUAAGUUCAGCUUCAAGGAAGCUGUGUCCCUUAUUUUACAAAACGUUGAAAUACAUGUCACCAAAUGUACGUAAAGCAAU
Anopheles merus is the source of this 1268-nucleotide messenger RNA. RefSeq names its product probable cGMP 3',5'-cyclic phosphodiesterase subunit delta (gene PrBP). The record is from RefSeq and is a predicted model, not a curated record. Gene Ontology annotation, cellular component: cytoplasm. The coding region runs from base 104 to 559 and encodes 151 amino acids. Gene Ontology annotation, biological process: sensory perception of light stimulus. Lineage: Eukaryota; Metazoa; Arthropoda; Insecta; Diptera; Culicidae. The transcript is spliced from 3 exons.